Molecule: messenger RNA, 3662 nt
Organism: Zeugodacus cucurbitae (melon fly)
Lineage: Eukaryota; Metazoa; Arthropoda; Insecta; Diptera; Tephritidae
Gene: Ssdp
Product: single-stranded DNA-binding protein 3
Exons: 2
Coding region: 1190-2515 (441 amino acids)
Biological process (GO): positive regulation of transcription by RNA polymerase II
Cellular component (GO): nucleus
Molecular function (GO): single-stranded DNA binding; protein binding
Source: RefSeq, a predicted model, not a curated record
CGAAAACUAGUCGAUCUACUCAUACACAGUUUUAUCACGUAAAAACGAACUUUGAGUGAAAAAGCGAAUGUGAAAUAUUGAAAAUCUGGGUACAGCAGCCAAUUUUGGUGUGCAGUUUUCCAGUAUUGUGCUAAGCAAAGCAAUAGUUGUGUGCUGGUUUCUGUGUUAUUUGUAUUUUGAGAGAAAGGAAAGAAGAGCGGAUAUCAGUAGCAGUGGCAGCAAUCGGUGACAGCGCAGCCAAAGCAAUAUUUAUAUUAAUUUUGCACGAGUGUAUCAACGACGGCGACGACAACGACGACGACUGCUGCUACAUCAGAGAUUUGAACGUACACAAAUAAGAUUAUUAGCGCAACGACGUUUAUUUAGUGAAGUGGUUGUGAAAAGCAGAAGAAGCGGCAGAAGUAGCAACAAGAGCAUACAAAAUAAAGAAAAAACGGUAAAAAGAAGAAGCAAGCAAGGCAAACAUGAACUAAAUUUUGCACAAGACGAGAAACGAACAUUUUGAUUGCAAAAAGUUCACAUUGGCACAUGUUUGGUGUUUUGGCGAGUGUUAUUAAGAUCCAAAAAAUAAAUAAAUGUGAAAUUUGGAAUAUAGUUUAGGAGUGAAGCACAUAAAGAAGACAAAAAGAAAUCCAAAUUAUACCAGUAAUAGUAACAGCAGCAACAGUAUUGAAUUUACUGGCGAGGUAUUGUGGAAGAAGAAGCAACAGUGACUAAAGAAAAGAAAAACACGAAUACAGGAGUACGAGCAAAACGCACAAAUUACCCACGAAAGCAACUGAUAUAACAGAAAGUACAUAAAAUAUGUUAAAAGUCAAAAAAGAAAAGAGAAUGACUGCGUGAGCUUCGCAGUGGCGGCGAGCGCCAAUUAAAUUUUGUGUGGUGGCCUCAAAACUUAAAGAACUACAAAAAAGUAAAUGGAAAACCGAUUACGAACACUAUGUGCGAUUAAUAUAAAAGUGAAUAAUAACAUAUAGUUGAAUACAUUUAGAUAUACAUUAUUCCGACAAUUAAAGGGAGUAAUACCGGUCAGAAGUGUUAUAAACUUAUAAACAACACGAACAAGCCGCAACAAACGACUCUGGUAAAUUUUCCGACUAUAUCUACAAUAAUAAUUAAAGUGUCUAACUAAACCAAAUACAGCAAAAAAUAGUUGAAAGUAAAAAACUGUAACACAUCACAACAGAGAAUGUAUGGAAAAGCUAAGACAUCGUCAGUGCCCUCAGAUGCACAGGCACGUGAAAAAUUGGCAUUAUAUGUUUAUGAAUACCUGUUACACGUUGGCGCCCAGAAAGCAGCCCAAACAUUUUUAUCAGAAAUUCGAUGGGAGAAGAACAUUACGUUAGGUGAGCCACCCGGGUUCCUGCACACUUGGUGGUGUGUGUUUUGGGAUCUCUAUUGCGCUGCACCAGAACGCCGUGAUCAAUGUGACCACUCAUCAGAGGCAAAGGCCUUUCAUGACUAUGGUUUUGUUAGUUCCGGAUACGGAGUAAAUGGGAUUGGACCCGGAGGUCCGCAUAGUGCUGGAGGUCCAGCUCCUAGUCCACUGGGUCAAAUGCCACCAGGUGGGGAUGGUCCAAUGGGGCCGGGUGGGCCAAUGGGUCCUAAUUUCUUUCCAAAUUCCACAAUGCGACCGUCACCACCGACUCAUGCGUCGAGUCCACAGCCACCACCAUCACAAAUGAUGCCUGGACAACCGCCAUUUAUGGGCGGACCUCGAUAUCCUGGAGGUCCCCGUCCUGGUGUGCGCAUGCAGGGCAUGGGUAAUGAAUUUAACGGCCCUCCUGGUCAACCAAUGAUGCCGAAUAGUAUGGAUCCAACGAGACCUGGAGGAAUGGGACCAAUGAAUCCACGAAUGAAUCCUCCUCGUGGGCCAGGCGGAAUGGGUCCUAUGGGGUACGGCGGUCCUGGAGGUAUGCGAGGACCAGCACCAGGACCAGGUGGAAUGCCACCUGGUAUGGGUAUGGGAGCGGGUGGUCGACCGCCACAGUGGCAACCAAACGCAACAGCACCAAUGAACGCUUAUUCAUCAUCUUCGCCUGGGAACUAUGGCCCUGGUCCCGGAUCGAAUGGGCCACCUGGUCCCGGAACACCGAUAAUGCCAUCGCCUCAGGAUAAUACACAAACUGGGCCAGGUGGUCCAGGAGAUAAUAUGUAUUCGAUAAUGAAACCUGAAUUCCCAAUGGGAGGAGGACCAGAUGGCGGUGGAGGGGGUCCAGGAGGAAUGGGUCCUAUGGGUGGGGGUCCUAAUUCGAUGGGUCCUGUACUUAAUGGAGGCGGCGGUGAUGGUACCGGAUUAGAUGGUAUGAAAAAUUCACCAGCAAAUGGUGGUCCGGGUACGCCUCGUGAAGAUUCUGGAAGUGGAAUGGGAGAUUACAAUCUGGGCGGUUUUGGAGGUCCGGGGGAAAAUGAUCAAAACGAAUCAGCAGCUAUACUUAAAAUAAAAGAAAGUAUGCAUGAAGAGGCCAAAAGGUUUGAAAAAGACUCUGAACACCCGGAUUAUUUUAUGCAAUAACAACAUAGUAGCAACAACCCGGCCACGACGCACACGACAACGGCUGCAGUAGCAGCAGCAGCGGCGGUAGCUGCAGCGGCGGCGGCUUUAGGAGCUAAUAUGUUGAGCGGUCAAUCUGCUGCCGUUGCUCACAAUCUUAGCACCAAUAAUACUAGCAACUCCAAUGGCAACAAUAAUCUCAUCAACAAUGCCAACAGCCCCCCUGCAUUAACGCCGCACUACCAUAAGGAACUUAAUUUUUAAAGAAAUAAUUCUUGAUUACCAUUAAUUUCAUACAGUGUCAGAUGAUACAAAAAAGUACACACUUUUUUAAUUAGCAAUUACAGUAAGAAAAAAAUCCUAAAUUCGGAUUACAUGUAUUGUAAAAUUAUUAGGUUGGAAAUGAGGCCAACUUUCCAAAACAGUAACAGAAAAUGUCCAAAAAAUGUAAUAUUUAUUUCAGCUGACAACGCGCGAAUAACGCCGAUAAAUCUCAAAUGAGGGCAGCUACCCAAAAUUAUCUUCGAGUAACUUUUACCUUUAAAAAUUUGCAGAAAGUAUUAAGAUUGUACAAAAGAAAAGCGCAAUUAAAUAAAUCAAUAGAUACCAUGCACAGUCGAUUUUACAAAUGCAAAUAAUUAAUUUCGAAAGUGGAAUUAAGAAUGGUUAAGAUAUCAAAAUUUUACAGUUGUGAAGCACGAAUUAUACAUUCAGUCUUUAAUCAUUGCUAAACAUGAAACAAAUAUUAAACAGCAUGAUUAACAAAAGAUCUGUAAAGACAUUUUUUUUGUAAAAAAGUAUACAUAUACCAAUAAUUGUUAAUCACAAAAAAAAAAUUUAAAAUAAUAUGGUACUUAUUGAAGCAAACUUAAACUGUAUAUUAUAAAAAUUAAACGACUACAUAUUACUAAAUGCUAGCUGCAGAUAUACAUAUGUUAUUAUCUUAAAACUUAUACCAAUUAAGAAAAACGAUAGCACCUAUGAGGAAAUACUUUAAUGCAACAAUCGUGCAUAUUUAAGAGUAUUUAAAUGCGGUAAAUGGAGCACUAUACUGUGGAUGCUGCAAUAACUGCACAAACAUAAAUAUAAAUGUAUAAUAUACUAAAAUAUGGAAUAUGUAAAAUUAAAUAUAAAUAAAAGGGUAUAUGAAAAUUAUUUAUCAAAAGUA